This is a messenger RNA of Oncorhynchus mykiss (rainbow trout), 3106 nucleotides long. RefSeq names its product phosphatidylinositol-4,5-bisphosphate 4-phosphatase 1a (gene pip4p1a). Gene Ontology annotation, cellular component: phagocytic vesicle membrane; plasma membrane; lysosomal membrane. NCBI's taxonomy places the organism in Eukaryota, Metazoa, Chordata, Actinopteri, Salmoniformes, Salmonidae. Gene Ontology annotation, biological process: phosphatidylinositol dephosphorylation. Gene Ontology annotation, molecular function: phosphatidylinositol-4,5-bisphosphate 4-phosphatase activity. The record is from RefSeq and is a predicted model, not a curated record.
UCCGACAGAGUCGCAGUAGCGAACUCGUGAUCAUGUGACGCAUACGUUACUUUCCCGGCACAAUCCCAGACGCAACGGCUCCAUAUCAUCGCUUUACACAGUCCUAUUACCCCCACGCCUUGCUUUCGGUAUGGCGGACGGAGAGAGGUCCCCGCUACUGGCAGAUCUCGGAGAUGGUGGUCUUGGGGGUGGUAACGGCGGAGUGUCACCUGGAUCGGCUCCUUAUGGUUUACCAAAUAAGCCACAAAGCUUUCCUCCCUUCCCCAGCCCCACCCAGCCCUCAGUGCUUAUGGGGGAGGACCCUCCUCCGUACUCUCCUCUCACCUCCCCAGAGAGUGGCAGCGUGCCAGGCAUCAGCUGUAGAGUGUGUCAGAGCCUCAUCAGCGUGGAGGGGAAGAUCCACCAGCAUGUGGUCAAGUGUGGGGUCUGCAACGAGGCUACGCCCAUCAAGAAUGCGCCUGCAGGGAAGAAGUAUGUCCGCUGCCCCUGUAACUGUCUGCUCAUCUGCAAAGUCACCUCCCAGAGGAUCGCCUGUCCCCGGCCCUACUGUAAGAGGAUAAUAAACCUGGGUCCGGUCCACCCUGGUCCAGCCAGCCCUGACCCCCAGCCGGCCGGAGCUCGGGUCUCCUGUGGACACUGCAGCAAUACUUUCUUGUGGACAGAGUUUACUGACAGGACACUCGCCAGGUGCCCACACUGCAAGAAAGUCUCCUCUAUUGGUCAGAGGUACCCUCGAAGGCGGAGCUUGUGGUGUUUUCUACUAUGCUUGCUUUUCAGCAUCUCCACUGCUGGGCUGGUGGCUGGUACGUGGGUGAAGGCCCAGGAAUAUGGGGGUAUCUAUGCCUCCUGGGCCGUGCUGAUCCUGCUGGUACUCCUUACCCUGGGCCGGGCUCUGUACUGGGCCUGCAUGCGUGUUAGUGAGCCCCUACAGAACUUCACAUAGACACACACACACACACACACACGUGUAGGUUGAAGUUGCCCCUAGAUGCUGAUCUUGGGUCAGUUUCGCAUUUCCCCUUUUAAAUGGCUAUGGUUAAGAUUGUGGGAUGGGAAGCUGAUCUCCUAGAUGUGUACCUAGGGGAAACUUCACCCCAAAGCCACACAAACAGGGGAGAGGAGAUCCGCAGGAGCAAGGGGGGGGGGGGCUUUUAAAAUAAUAUUUAUUUAAACUGGAAAUUAAAAAACAAAGUUUUCCUCCUCCUUCCCUUUAGUCUGUUCAAUGUGUUUCCAAACUGGAUGAUGAAGAACAUUUACUCACUCCCGAAGGAGCAGUAGGGUGACUGCAUUACUAGUUCAAUUAGUUUUAACAUGUUCAACUACUGUCUCUUCCCUGUUUUUAAUCACUCAGGCCCUGGCAUGGCUCAGUGGAAGAAAGUCUUCAAUUAUGACAUGACCCUCGAAAAGACUGCUACUUCGCAACACUGAUUUCAUGUUCUGUUUUUGGGCAUUUUACAUGAUUUAUUUGUUUUGGUAAACCCUUGAAGCAUUUUAGAAAGGCAAAUUAAGCUAAAAUGAGGCCAGUGCAAAGUGAACGCCACCCAAGUUACCCUCCCUUGCCCGUCAUGGUGCAUAAUCUGGGACUGUCAGUCUUUGAUCCUUAGCUUGGAAGCCUUAAAAGCAGUUUUAAUUUUUUAUUUAACCUUUAAUUUAACUAGGCAAGUCAGUUAAGAACAAAUUAUUAUUUACACAUGACGGCCUACCCCGGCCAAACUCGGAUGACGCUGUGCCAAUUGUGCGCCACCCUAUGUGAUACAGCCUGGAUUCGAACCAAGGACUGUAGUGGCGCCUCUUGCACUGAGAUGCAGUGCCUUAGACGCUGCGCCACUUGGGAGCCCAGUUAGAGAGAGAGCUUGAGAUGAGGCUGUUCAAUCUUACUGGACACACACACAGAGCUAAUAGCUUAGAUGUAAGCUGUCAGUGUAACCCAUAGAUGUACACUGUACUAUAGAGCCUCAAAAUGAUGAAAGCCCUCAGUGGUGCUGCCCAUGUUAAACAGGCUUUGGGCCAAGUGUGCCCACUACCCAGCUAUGGUCAAACUACAGUACAUCUUUGCCUGGCUACCCAUCUAACGUUUCUUCUCCACAAUGAGUCGGGAUUUGCUUUCCUCCCUGACCCUUUGAAAAUGUGUCAACAUUUUUGACUGUUCUGAUUGGUCCCAGAAACCGAUGAGUUGGGCCUGAUAUGAAUCACGUCAUUUUGACAUCCGCACAAAUGACUAGGAUGGCAGGUUCAGACUGACAUGUGGAGCGAUCCAUAGAGCAGCGGAAUUAAUCAAAAUGAGUCCUUGAUGACAGAAGCAGGCUGUGGUUGUUGUAGACCCUGUGCCUCGGCGAGGCUGUCCUUCAGGUUGGGAUUACGUCCCAAAUGGCACCCUAUAUAGAGCACUCCUUUUGUCCAGAGCCCGUAUAUGGCUCUGGGCAAAAGUAGUGCACUAAAUGGGGAGUAGGGUACCAUUUGGGAUGCUGUCAGGGUGAAGAAACAGUCGGUGAAGAGAAUACACUACCUGCAUAUUCAAACAGUCAAACUAACCCUAUAACACUAACUUGUCUGUGGUUCUGAUUAUGGUAGUUUAUAUAUAUUUUUUUUAUUACAGAUGUUAGUUUGUUUUAAUUAAUUGUACAUAUGUUGUUCAUGUGAGUAAUUAUUACUAAGCAGAUAUUCUGUUGAACUCGUGCAUAACACUACAUGACUGAUUCUUGGAGAACUGUUUUGUUGAUUUAAUAGGGUUAUUUUUGCAACCCUUUUUAAUGGAAUCUGGAAAGUUGUUACUGAUUUGAUGACCUACUAACCCAUUAAACCUCUGGACUAUGUGUCAAUCUUAAAUCGCACACACAAACUUAAUUUACAUAGACGAACAGUUAACCACAAUGUCCACAUUAAUUGCAUAAUUUUACACACACACACAGCUCUUUGAGAUGGUUACCCUGCUUGACAGAACUGUUACAGUAGCAGUGAGUUAUUUUAAAAUGUUAUUUAUUAUAAUGAUCAUGUUUUAAUCAUGAUAUUUAUGUACAAUAUUGAUCAUGUUAAUGAUACCAAUGAUCAAGAACCUGGCUGAUGCGCUCUUCAGUUUGUUUACACACAAUAAAGACGUAUGAAAAUA